This is a messenger RNA of Botrytis fragariae, 534 nucleotides long. RefSeq lists its product as uncharacterized. The record is from RefSeq and is a predicted model, not a curated record. The transcript has 5 exons. Lineage: Eukaryota; Fungi; Ascomycota; Leotiomycetes; Helotiales; Sclerotiniaceae. The coding region runs from base 1 to 534 and encodes 177 amino acids.
AUGGAUUUUCUUCUAGUGAUUGACUCAUUGAUGACAGCAUCUAGCAUACCCAAUGAAACCUCUGCUUCCUUCUGUAUCAUAGUCUCUUCACUAUUAGAUUAUAUACUAAACGAUACAGCAUAUAUCUUCAAUACUUUGAUAACUAACGUUUUGGAAUACAGAAUCUAUACAAUCCACAGAUCAGAUUUUGAUAGUAAUGUGUUAGUGUAUGCAAUUUAUCUUACUGGUAUAUUGUUCCUUUUAUUAAGUCUAGUUGACUUUCUUAAAUAUAAUAUUACUCUCAAUAUAGAUGAGGAGUUCCAGGAAAAUCUGAGUAUCAAAAUCAACACUAUUGGCUUAGCGUUUCACGAUAACCCCAUUGAACAAUUGUCCUGGAUGGCAGAGAAAUAUAUCUCGUGUAAGAUUUCUAACCCCUCAAUUUUUCGAUUACAUUUAAAGCUGAGAUGCCUAAAGGGUCCGAUCUACAAGCAGAAACAUCGCUGUUUGUCCUUACACAUAUUGAAAUCCUCUGCUAAGUUUCACUCUACUAUUUAA